Messenger RNA from Limanda limanda (common dab), 2061 nucleotides. RefSeq names its product mitochondrial ribosomal protein S5 (gene mrps5). The transcript is spliced from 12 exons. Gene Ontology annotation, biological process: translation. Lineage: Eukaryota; Metazoa; Chordata; Actinopteri; Pleuronectiformes; Pleuronectidae. The record is from RefSeq and is a predicted model, not a curated record. Bases 1 to 1191 code for a protein of 396 amino acids. Gene Ontology annotation, molecular function: RNA binding; structural constituent of ribosome. Gene Ontology annotation, cellular component: ribosome.
AUGGCGGCGGCCGUGCGGGUGUACUGUGCCCUCCGCGUCACAUUCCGAGGACCAAUCAGCAGCUUCGUGUCCCAGCUGCCGGGUCGAGCCUCGGCCGUGGCUCUCCAGCGACACGCCGCUCUGCCCCCGGCGACGGCGUGGCAGCAAACCAGACAUGGCAGCUUCUUCAACAAGUUGACGGCGGAGGAGCUGUGGAGAGGCGUCCUGGCAGAGACCGGCGCCGGAGCCAGGAAGGGCCGCGGGAAAAGAACCAAGCGCAAGAUGAAGAAGGACCUGAACCGAGGACAGAUGCUCGGAGAAGGCCGAGGAGGUUUCCUGUGGCCGGGUCUGAACGCUCCGGUGGUGAAGGACGGCGUUCUGCAGAACAUGAGUCGACGAGGCGAGGCGGAGCAGCAGGAGCUGCAGGCCGAUCUAGUGCGUCAGAGGGAGGAGUGGGACAAGAAGAGGAAGAUGAAGGUGAAGAGGGAGAGAGGAUGGACGGGGAACUCGUGGGGCGGCAUCAGCCUGGGCCCCCCCGACCCCGGACCCAACGGAGAAACCUACGAGGACUUUGACUCGCGUGUCAUCGAGGUGAAGACUGUGUUCAACAUGACGGCCAAGGAGGGCAGGAAGAGGUCCAUCAGCUGUCUGGUCGCCGUGGGAAACGGCAACGGAGCCGCAGGCUUCGCGCUGGGUAAAGCAGCAGAUAGAAACACAGCUCUGAGGAAGGCCAAGAACCGGGCGAUCCACUACCUGUACUACAUCGAUCGCUUCAACGACCACACCAUUUAUCACAACAUUGAGUCCAAGUACAAGAGGACGACGCUUCGCAUGAAGAAACAAAACCAAGGUUAUGGUCUUCACUGCCACCGGGCUGUCAUCACUCUGUGCAAGCUGAUGGGGAUCCAGGACAUGUACUGCAAAGUGGACGGAUCCAUCAACUACCUGAACAUCACCAGGGCGCUCUUCACCGGAUUAGCCAAUCAGGAAACACACCAAACUCUGGCCAACAAGAAGGAGCUCCACGUGGUGGAGUUCCAGUCGCAGCGAGGUCCUCUCCCCGUGGUGGUGGCGAGUCCUAAAGCCGGCGCUCGGUCGGAUCCGGAUCCCGAGGACGAGAUCCCCAACACCCGGCUGAACUGGGACGACGUGAAAGCUGCUCAGGGAUCCAAGCGCUCGAUCUGGGCGGGAGUGAAACGCACCAUCUGGUAGAGCGGCUGAGGAGGAAGCUGGUGGAAGCUCUGAAGUCAGCUUGGAAAGAACUUUUCUUUCAAGGAUUAAAGUUACACGUUUCUCAAAAUGGAGACAUCAAGUUUGACAUCAUUCGGCAGCUGCAGCUCACACAGACCAAGACCCAGUGAGAUCUUUCUGUGCUGGAGAUCCAUCCUUCCUUUCUGACUGAAUACAUGUGGAAUUGUCCUGAUAUAAAUAAAUCAUAAACCUGUUGUUGAAGCAUUUAAAGAUUUAUCUGUGAAAUCAUAAACUGUGCCAGAGUCUUUCCCCUCUGUCCUGACAGGGAAUCUCUCCAACUCUCUAAAUAAUCCUGAUUAUUUAUUAAUCUUAAUGGAAGGGAGAAGAAAACCUGAACUCAGGACGUUUCAUUCAGACGCAUAAAUGUCAAUCUGAUGGUUUAUUUUUACACAGAAAAGUCAGGAUCACUAAUGUCUGCUUCAGAUUCUGAGCCAAGACGUUGGUGAAUGUUACUGGACGAGUAGAAACCUGCUCGACCUGCAGAUGGUGCUAGAGAUCAGAGAUGAUGCCGCUCCACCUCAGAUCUGUUUCCAGGACUCUUAUCCUGCUUCUCUCUUUCAAUAUAUGAAGGAGAAACGUCAAUAUUAACUCAGAGUGUCUGUGAGACUGGAUCCACACAUCUCACGUGAGUGUAGGAGCAGGAACCUGCAGCAGCGUAAAAACAAAAGCAUGUGAAAUGGAAACAUCAAAUGAAUUAGAUGAAAAGUUCCUGGACAAAGUGGAGCAAAGAAGCAAGGACACAGCAGCUGUUACGUCUUUAUCUCGCUUUAAUCUGGAGAAUACUAAACUUUAUUAAAAUCACAAAUCUUGAAGAAAUUCUUGAUGUUCUUA